AACUUUUGCAAUCACCUAACAGACUAGGGUUUAAGCAAAAACCUAAGGAAACAUCCGUUAUUCUGAGAAACAAGAAAAAGGAAGCAAAGAAAACAAAAUGGCCAGCUAUGGCGCCGCAAGAUCCAUAUUCCGAUCUACCAUUGUUCGCAAUGCAACCUCCAAAUUUGCUUCUGCUACCAAACCUUCUGCUCGGUCUACCUUUCGGGCGCCUAUCAAUAACGCAUUAUCUCAACGCAUCUUCAGGUGUCCCGUUGAAUUGAGUGCUUGUUUGGAAACGAUGCAGCCGUUCCAUACUGCCACUGCUUCGGCGUUGAUGACUUCCAUGCUUUCUUUAUCUAGGGGCAGUUAUGGUUGGGUUCCUGAUGGUAUCUAGCCCACAUUUUUGAGCCCCUUGAUGCCUUUUCCUUGCUUUGGACCUUCUGUUAAGCUCGUAGCGGCUUUAGGACUACUUUACUUCUGAAGAAUCUCCUAAGUGCUUCCUACAAAGUUUCAAAUUUUCUUUUCAAUUGGUCACAUCAUGGGAGAUUUUUUCCAUGAAUUGAUGCUGUCUGUUCGAACUUAACAAAGUUUCGAAGUCUAUUCUCAUAGCAGUUUAAUGUAGCAUAUCAUUGUUACUUAGCUUGUGAUUUAGAUAUGUUUUAACCGUGUAAGAGGGGACCAUUGUUGCUGUCUUCUGUGUUCCACUUGUUGUAGCUCUCUUUUGUGUUCCUCUUCUUGUAGCUGUCUUAUGUGUUCCAGUUUUGCAGCUUUUAUGCAUUAAUUUUCUUUUGGCACUUUGGUUGCUUUAUCAGGGAUGUGUUUGGUGGUAGAUUUAUGCAAUAAAAUGUGAGGUUUUGUUGGUUGAGAUCAUUAUCUUGAAAUGCUCUUUAAUUGGACCUUUUUCAUAACUUAUGACACAAGGUUUCCUAUUGUAGUUGUUAUUAUAGCUAUAAGCCUAUUACGCGUCACUUUGAAAUAGGUUUGAGUGUAAUGUUUGGCUACAAUCAUGUAUUUUACAUGCAAUGGCUCAAAAAUUUCAACGCGCGUGUGUGGGGGGCAUCAUUCAUGAAGCAUAUUACUAUAUUACUUGAUUACAAUUUUUUUCCCAAUUCAAAGACACUACUCUGUCCGACCUUGUCUAAUACUUAUCUAUAAUUAAAAAAAUCAAUUCCAGUGGCCAUUUUACUUAUAUUCUAUGCCUCCAUUCAUUGCUAUCUAUUUUUUAUAUGCUUUUACAAAUCCCAAUUCAUAAAAGCAGUUUUUUCUGUGGUAUUUUCACAGGGAAAAGAGUUUCAUUUGUUUAUUUAUUUAAAACAUGUUAUCUUGCUAAUAUUUAUAUACUCUUAUGUUCAUAAAUCUCCCACUAGACUUACAACCGACUUCUGUUCAUUCAGUGAUCAUCUGCUCAUGUAUCAAUUAUCAUUCUUGUAUUUGUAAGCAUUUUGAAUGAGCAUUCGUCUGUAUCCAUGCUUGUAUUGUUUAGUUAGAUAGUCUUCAUUCUUGCAACAUUGGCUUGAAUCCUUUUAAAGAGUUUUGUCAUGCUUAUAAAAUAUUUCAUCAGCUAUUAUUGUUACAAAGUAGAUUUAAAAUAUUCAUUGAGCAGGCUGACUGA
Molecule: messenger RNA, 1591 nt
Organism: Amaranthus tricolor (Joseph's coat)
Lineage: Eukaryota; Viridiplantae; Streptophyta; Magnoliopsida; Caryophyllales; Amaranthaceae
Product: protein NUCLEAR FUSION DEFECTIVE 6, mitochondrial-like
Exons: 4
Coding region: 98-373 (91 amino acids)
Cellular component (GO): mitochondrion
Source: RefSeq, a predicted model, not a curated record